Molecule: messenger RNA, 507 nt
Organism: Hydatigera taeniaeformis
Lineage: Eukaryota; Metazoa; Platyhelminthes; Cestoda; Cyclophyllidea; Taeniidae
Source: the annotation of a GenBank genome assembly
AUGGAUAAACUUUGCACAGAGACGCCAGCCGAGAGGGAUAGAAGACAUAAACGAUCCGAUAAAAUCUCCUCCUUGCUAGGUCAAUACCUUCUUAAGGGCUGGAGGAUGCUUGAGGACUGUUGUCCAGUUUGCGAUACCAUACUGCUAAUGAGCAAGGAUGGAGCCCUAUAUUGUGUGGGCUGCUCUGAAGUCGAUAUCCAGCCUUUGCAGAAGGUCGGGGCUGCCGCAAUUGAGCCUUCUAAGUUAAAUGGAAACGACGAAAACGAAACCUCACCUUCACCUCCAAAACUUCCUGCAACGUUCGUGGAGUCUGAAGCUCCGACAAAUGGAUCCUUGGAAACAAGCAUUAAUCUACAAUCAGUUGAGUCCAUUCUUCACAGGAAGAUUGUUGACUGCUCCCAACAAUUGACUAAGGCUGCCGACCUGGAGGAAAUCCGUCGCCUCGCCGUUUCUAUUAAAGCCCUCUCCGAGGCCUUUAUUGUUGUCCGAAAUUGUUUGCAUCCCUGA